Molecule: messenger RNA, 1127 nt
Organism: Branchiostoma floridae (Florida lancelet)
Lineage: Eukaryota; Metazoa; Chordata; Leptocardii; Amphioxiformes; Branchiostomatidae
Product: retinol dehydrogenase 16-like
Exons: 9
Coding region: 117-1127 (336 amino acids)
Molecular function (GO): oxidoreductase activity
Source: RefSeq, a predicted model, not a curated record
AACUGCACAGACGCGGAUCAGGCUCUUAGAGUAGAGUAGAGUAGAGUUGUUUCAGCACGGUAGGAGUAUCAACUCCAGUUUGGCCUGCUCUUCAAUUCAGGACACGUGGACUAAACAUGGAGUGUCAUGUAGUCCUUUCUUGGGGAAACAUGGAGGUGUUGACGUUACUUGAGAUCAUCUCUGCCCUGUGGGCGAUGUAUUCGGUGGUGACUUGGUGGUUGGAGAGAGGACGCCUAUCACAGCUAACCGACAAGACCGUCCUGAUCACGGGAUGUGACACCGGCUUCGGGAACCUCCUGGCCAAGCGGCUGGACCAGCUCGGCCUGCGGGUGUUCGCGGGCUGUCUGACCGAGGCCGGCGUGGCAGAGUUACGGCAGUCCUGCUCCGAACGGCUGCAGCCGAUCCGGAUGGACGUCAGCAGCUCAGACAGCGUACAGGAUGCGUUCAGGGUGGUGAAGGAAGCUGUGGGGAGUAAAGGAUUGUGGGGGCUGGUCAACAAUGCGGGUAUUGCUGGUGUUUCGGGAGGAACCAUGGACUGGGCGACCAAGGAAGAUUAUCAGGCUUGUCUAAAAGUGAACUUGCUGGGGAUGAUUGACGUCACCAAGAUAUUUCUCCCGCUCCUCAAGAAGUCACGUGGUCGGGUCGUCAACGUCUCUAGUGCUGCUGGGAGAAUGGCCGUUCAGGAUGCCGGCCCUUACACCGUGUGUAAAUAUGGUGUGGAGGCAUUUUCUGACUGUCUCAGACGGGCUAUGAGAUACUUUGGGGUCAAAGUUCACAUCAUCGAGCCUGGGUUCCACCGGACCGAAAUAACCAAUCAGGAGAUGGUCCUCGGUCUUCUGGACCAAAUCUGGCAGCGGCAGAGCCCUGAGACCAGGACUGAGUACGGGGUGGAGUUCCUACAAGCUUCAAAGGACUAUAAAGUCAGUCUAGGCCGUCUCAUGCAAGAUCCAGGUGCCGUUGUGGACGCCAUGGAGCAUGCGCUGUGCGCUACCCACCCCCGGAGCCGUUACGUCAUUGGUUGGGACGCCCGUUUGGUAGCUAUACCGAUGUCCUGGCUGCCCACCGACCUGGGUGAUCUGAUGCCCAAGUUGAAAGAAAUCAAAUUCCUAGAUUGCGAGAAAUGUUAA